CCCCCUCAGUCCCCCCAAAUCUGUGUCCCCCCAGUUCUCCAUUCCCUGCGUUACCUGCAUGUGGCGGUGUCAGAGCCCAGCCCAGGGGUCCCCCAGUACAUGAUCUUGGGGUUCGUGGACGGGAUCCCCUUCACGCGCUACGACAGCGAGCGGGGCCGGGUGGAGCCACAGACGCAGUGGAUGGAGGAGGGAGCUGAGCCGGGAUAUUGGGAGAGCCAGACCCAGAUGGCUCAGGUGCACCAGCACGUGCGUGUGGAGGACAUGAAGACGCUGCAGCACCGGUACAACCAGAGCGGGGGUCUCCACACCAUACAGCGAGUUUCCAGCUAUGACCUCCUGUCCGAUGGGAGCGUCCGUGGAUCCUGGCGGUACGGCUACGACGGGCGGGAUUUCAUCUCCUUCGAGCUGGGAUCCAAGAGCUUCGUGGCGGCCGACGACGCUGCUGAGAUCACCCGGAGGCUCUGGGAAGAUGAGAACGAGGUUGAGAGGCGGGAGAAUUACCAGGGACACAUCUGCCCGGAAUGGCUCCGGAAAUAUGUCGGAUAUGGGCGGAAAGAGCUGGAGCGCAAAGUGGCCCCUGAUGUCCAUGUGCCCGGAAAAGAGGAACAUGGGACACUGAUCCUAUCCUGCCACGCGUACGGAUUCUAUCCCAACACCAUCACAGUCAACUGGAUGAAGGGGGGUGAAAUCUGGGAUCAGAAGAUGGAGUGGGGUGGGAUCGUUCCCAACAGCGAUGGCACCUUCCACACCUGGGCCAGGAUCGAGGCACUGCUGGAGGAGUGGGAGCAGUACCGGUGCCGGGUGGAGCAUCCCAGAAUGCUGGAGCCCGGGAUCUUCGCUUGGGAGCCGACAUCUGGCGGGAAUCUCGACAUGGUGAUCGCUGUGUCCGUCAUCUCCAUCCUCGUCCUUGUCCUCAUUGGAUUCAGUGUCUGGAGGCUCCAAUCCCGUAACACACGGAUGGGGGUCGGGAAGGGGCACAGGAUACCCGGCACUGUUCUGGGAAUGCAGCACCCACACUGAUCCCGCUGUUUUUCCACAGGGAGGAGGGACGGGAAUGGAUACAACCUGCCAGCCGGUGAGUUCCAGUGGUGGAUCCAGCUCUGAAUCCCCUCUUUGUGCAUCCCAGGAUGGAUCCUGGGGUUAAUCCCGGUGUGUGAUCCAUGCUGGAAUCUCACGGAUCUUCUCUUUCUGCAGGAAGGGACAUGGAAAUGAAUGGCUGAACCACACUUACGGAGCGGGAUUGGGGUAGGA
Cyanistes caeruleus (blue tit) is the source of this 1251-nucleotide messenger RNA. Lineage: Eukaryota; Metazoa; Chordata; Aves; Passeriformes; Paridae. The record is from RefSeq and is a predicted model, not a curated record.